This is a messenger RNA of Cylas formicarius (sweet potato weevil), 3261 nucleotides long. Its product is annotated as lectin-like. Gene Ontology annotation, cellular component: external side of plasma membrane. Gene Ontology annotation, molecular function: carbohydrate binding. Gene Ontology annotation, biological process: biological process involved in interspecies interaction between organisms. The transcript has 5 exons. Lineage: Eukaryota; Metazoa; Arthropoda; Insecta; Coleoptera; Brentidae. The record is from RefSeq and is a predicted model, not a curated record. The coding region runs from base 95 to 916 and encodes 273 amino acids.
UGUUUAUUUUUUUCCCUUAGCCAAUCGGACCGGUUCAAUAAAAUUCAACGUAAACGCGGUGGUUUCUUUCGGUCGUUCGUCGUUUCUGCGCGAAAUGGCUCUUAAAUUGUCGGGUUGCAUUUUGAUCGUUGCUCUGCUUACGGGUCAGUGUUCGUUGGGCAGCAAAUACGGACACGCGGGCUUCAAGGAAGCCGGUUACCAACUGGACUUGAGAGAAAUACAGCGGCAAAAUCAAAUCACGAAACAGAUUUUUCAAAAUUUCAUCGAGACGAGUUUGUACGGGAAGCGGUCGUCGAGAAUACCGAGUCUCUGGGAAAUACUGCCGGCACGUAGCAGGACGGCCGACAAUAUACAGGGGUUGCUAAGCAACGGGACACACGAAAACGACAAAGAGACGCUAGAAAGUGACGAAAGCGAGACAAUUUCUUCCUAUUACGACACCUACGACGAUCGAGAUUGCCCGAAUUGCAUAGAAGAUGCGCUACCGCAAAUGAACAGAUGGACGAUGCCUCUUUUGAAGCUGGGCGAAAAACGAUACUAUCUAGGAAUAUUUUUCAAGGCGAAUUAUUACCGAGCCACCCAGUAUUGCAGAUUUCACGGAAUGCACCUAGCCAGUAUAACUUCGCAGGAAGAAAAUGACAAACUCGAAAAAUACAUCAAAGACUUUGGAUUCGGAAACGAACAUUUCUGGACGUCGGGCACGGAUCUGGCCGAGGAGGGCAACUUCUUCUGGCUGUCCACCGGUCGACCGAUCACCUUCACCAAUUGGAACGCUGGCGAACCGAACAAUUUCGAAUACGAAAACGGCGAACAAGAGAAUUGCCUCGAACUGUGGAACAGGGACGGCAAAGGUUUGAAGUGGAACGACUCUCCUUGCUCGUUCGAAACGUAUUUCGUAUGCGAGGUGCAGCAGUAGUUUAUUCUUUGCUGGCUCAAAGUCAAUCUAGUUGUGAUAAUAUUGCGGUAAGGUUUGACCACCCGGUAUCGAGUAGCGGCGAGAGUGAGUAAAACAAUAUGGCGUGGAUUUGUGUUAUGAAAAACCAUGACUCUCGAGUUACUUCCGCCAGACAUUAACUCGAGAGGCCAGUUAUGCGGUUGUCAUUGUAAAUAUUUUCUGUUAUCGUCGUCUUAUGUCCUAGACGUUUGUUGGUCGGCAGGAUGGGUGCGCAUAUUAAUUAUUUGGGACUUUUUGCACCGCUUACUUCGACAACAUUUUACUGAUGAUGGGAAAUAACGUUUCUCCUUACUAAGUUCUUCUUCUACUUCUAUGGGCUUUGCUGCAAGACAAUUUGCCAGUAUGAGUGAUUCAUUAAAGUGAAAUGCAAAGAACACGAGGUGUAAAUUUUUGUAUUGAUUUCCUUUUCAAGUUUUUUAAAAUAUUUGAAAAUAAAUGCUGAACUUAAAUCCCAAUAUAUGAGUGCAAUUCAAGAACAAUUUUAGGGCCCUAAUACUAAAGACUGUUACAAUAAGAUUGUGUUCAAGAAAAGGGGGUUUGCCCAAAACUGGUGGUUUAAAUACCUUUUUGCAUCUUAAAACUACAUCAAUUAUAUUUUCCGUUGCGAUAACCAUUUUUUUAACAAAAGAAAACAUAGUUAACCUUACUUAUUGACAUGAUUUCAACAAAAACAGCAGCAAAGCGGGCAAAAGCUACAAAAGUUAGGACGAAAACAACGUCACAAAAAUUACGUCAUAAGUGCUAAUAGCCAGUAAGUAACAAAAUGGUGAAAUUUCCAAAGAGGUGCAAGAAGUCCCUAUUAUUAUUGUUUAAUUUAUCGAUAUAGCGGAUAACUCGAAACGGGUUCUUAUCUACGCAAUCUACGCGUGACAGGGAUGUGAUUCUGCGGUUUCUCCUAUAGUAUUUUUACGUUAUGUUUAGAGCGACGUCAUGCAGACAAAAUUUACUGCGUUGUCGUAAGUUAAAAGGUCGUUCUUAGACCAGCAAUAUAUUAUACCCAAGAUUCAUAUGACAGAAUGUAAAACCACUAGGUUGUCAGGAAAAUAUUUGUAUCCUUUACACUUGGAAACACGUACUGAUUUGCUCUAAAGAAUAAUAUUCUUAGCUAAAUUUCUUGAAAUAUAAACAUUUCAUCAAGUACGACCAAUGACUUCGCUGUAAACUUAUAGUGAGAACACUAUAAUUGAAACUUGAAAUGUUAUUUAUGUUUAUUUUUUAUCUUUAAUGAUGUUACCAUACCUUAAAUCUGGGUCCAGUAGGGAUUUGUAUUGUAUACAACCUUUAAGUUACUUACUUAGGGCCCAGUAAGUGUAAAACUCGGAUAUCCUAAGUUUCCUAAAUUUAUUUCUUUCGACGCAGAACUUUCGUUUUGAAACAAAAAUUAAUUCCAUCAAGUGUCAAUUUUCAGCAUUUUUCGAAUAUUGAAGUAUUAAUGUCGUCGAAAGAGACAUUAAUACUUCAGAGACAGAGAAAUUUGGGAUCUGAUCUUUAUAAAUGCAGCUUGUCAGAUUGAAAAAAAUUAACAAGAAUGAGAAUUUUCUUAAUUUUCUUUGGUUAGUGUUUUAAUUUUGCAAGUGAAAACGUGUUUAUACAAAAUUUUAUCCCAAUACUGAUGGCUUCAUUAUUUUAACGAGUAAGUCAUUGUUUUUUCUUACAUCCCUCAAUCUUAAAAUAACUAGUCGUAGUUAUAUAUUAAAACCAUUGUGUUGAAAUCGUGUACCUACUUAGAUAGUCUAACCUCGACUGUAGCCUAAACUUAAUCCAGUCAAUUGUACCAACGUACGGUAUAAAAAUAAAAAUCACGCCCUGUGUUGUAAUUUACUCGCACCAAACAUUGAUAUUGUUAUCCUUAAAAGGGAAUCAAUCAAACCGUAAAUGGCGGCCUGGGAUGUCGUAAACUAGAAAAUCGAAGUCUCAAGCAAAUUAAAAGCCCUUCGUUCUCCCUUAUUCAGGUGUUCGCCUUUAUAUUUACUCGAUCCUACGACAACAAAUUAAUUCGGAAAGUCGUUUUCGGUACACGUUUGACCUUUUUAUCCCCGUCCAAUUUCUGAUUCUUCUCGUCCAGGGCAAUUUUGACCUAUAAGUUUUAAGGGCGGAGAAACUGUUUAGCGGGGUCUUAGUUAAUCCCCGGUUAUUUGAUACGAUCCAGGAAUAACAGAUUUACACUUUUAAUAAAAACGUCGCCCCUUUUAUCAACAUCCAAGGUUUCGGAAAAUUACGCAUGGAGGGUUAGAAUAUUUAUAAUUUUCAAAUAAAGAGCAACACGGUCAUUUAAUAUUUACAUGAGCGAUAUCAAGUUCUAAGCG